AUGUCUGCAAUGAAAGUCCGCGGCAGGUGCACUUGCAACGCGCUACGUUACAGCGUCUCACUUGAGAAUGCGGACGCGGGUCGAACAUCACUCUGUCAUUGCUCAAGCUGUCGUCGGGCUUUUGGCACGCCUUUUGGGACUACCACAAAGGUGCCGCUUGACGGUUUCAAAUACGAGCAAGGCAAACCCAAGCUCUACAAGCAAGACAACGGCGUGAUUAGGGAGUUUUGUGACAACUGUGGCGUCUUCAUCUGCGAAUAUGGUGAACAAGCAGCAGACAAGUUCCGGUACAUCAUGUGGGGAACUAUGGAUGAGCCAGAGAAGUUACCGCCCAAGGGAGAGUUCUUCUGCAAAUCAAGGGCUUCUUGGAUGCCCGAAAUCCCAGACGUUUUUCACAAGCAGGAGAUCAAGCAAUGA
This is a messenger RNA of Thyridium curvatum, 417 nucleotides long. RefSeq lists its product as uncharacterized. Gene Ontology annotation, molecular function: carbon-sulfur lyase activity. The coding region runs from base 1 to 417 and encodes 138 amino acids. NCBI's taxonomy places the organism in Eukaryota, Fungi, Ascomycota, Sordariomycetes, Thyridiales, Thyridiaceae. The transcript is spliced from 3 exons. The record is from RefSeq and is a predicted model, not a curated record.